CGAGGCGAGCGCGGGGCAGCCGCGGCAGAGGAGCCGCAGCAGCAGCGGGGCCGGGCCGGGCCGGGCGCGCACCAGUGGCGGCGGCAGCGGCAGCGGCAGCGGCGGCGGCAGCAGCAUCUCGCUCUCGGAGACGGCGCAGGGUUCCCUGCACUUAGAGCGUGGACUGUGAGCCCUAAGGAGACGAGCUGAACUUCGUCACACAGUCCCUAGAGCCAGCAAGACAUGGGCCCCAGUUUCCAAACCCUGACACCUCUCAUUUAACCAGAAGACGUGGAGGGGAGCCACCACCUCUGACCAUGUAGAUGCCAGCUCCAGAGAGCAGCAUGGGCCCCACUGAAUGGAGACUCCUGGGUCUACAGCCCUGAGCCCCUCUGGCCCCUGGACCUCGUCCCACACCCAGGGACAUCCCUUGGAGCUCACCACUGCUGUCACCAGCCGGCCUCGGCCACCCCCACCCCCCAGGACUGGGAGUCGGCCACCUGGUGCCACAGCUGACCAGUGAGGGUGUGCUGAGGACAGCCACAAACAGCCAUCACCUGGCAGCCUCUUGUCCAGCGCUGACCCUUGGGCCGACCCCGAGCAGGGACUGCAGCAAACAUGGGUGACAUGACCAACAGCGACUUUUACUCCAAAAACCAAAGAAAUGAGUCGAGCCAUGGGGGCGAGUUCGGGUGCACAAUGGAGGAGCUCCGCUCACUCAUGGAGCUUCGGGGCACUGAGGCUGUGGUCAAGAUCAAGGAGACUUAUGGGGACACUGAAGCCAUCUGCCGGCGCCUCAAAACCUCACCUGUUGAAGGUUUGCCAGGCACCGCUCCAGACCUGGAAAAGAGAAAGCAAAUUUUUGGGCAAAACUUUAUACCUCCAAAAAAGCCAAAAACCUUCCUGCAGCUCGUGUGGGAGGCACUGCAGGAUGUGACACUCAUCAUCCUGGAGAUCGCCGCCAUCAUCUCCCUGGGGCUGUCCUUCUACCACCCACCUGGCGAGGGCAAUGAAGGAUGCGCGACGGCCCAGGGUGGGGCAGAGGAUGAAGGAGAGGCAGAGGCGGGCUGGAUCGAGGGGGCCGCCAUUCUCCUCUCAGUCAUCUGUGUGGUCCUGGUCACGGCCUUCAAUGACUGGAGCAAAGAGAAGCAGUUCCGGGGCCUGCAGAGCCGCAUCGAGCAGGAACAGAAGUUCACCGUGGUCCGGGCUGGCCAGGUGGUCCAGAUCCCUGUGGCUGAGAUCGUGGUUGGGGACAUAGCUCAGGUCAAAUACGGUGACCUCCUCCCUGCCGACGGCCUCUUCAUCCAGGGCAAUGACCUCAAGAUCGAUGAAAGCUCCCUGACUGGAGAGUCUGACCAGGUGCGCAAGUCCGUGGACAAGGACCCCAUGCUGCUGUCAGGGACCCACGUGAUGGAGGGCUCAGGAAGGAUGUUGGUGACUGCUGUGGGUGUGAACUCUCAGACUGGCAUCAUCUUUACACUGCUGGGGGCUGGUGGUGAAGAGGAAGAGAAGAAAGACAAAAAAGGUGUGAAGAAGGGGGAUGGCCUUCAGCUACCAGCAGCAGACGGUGCAGCAGCUUCAAAUGCUGCAGAUAGUGCGAAUGCCAGCCUAGUCAAUGGUAAAAUGCAGGAUGGCAAUGUGGACGCCAGCCAGAGCAAAGCCAAACAGCAGGACGGGGCAGCCGCCAUGGAGAUGCAGCCCCUCAAGAGUGCCGAGGGCGGCGACGCCGACGACAGGAAGAAGGCCAGCAUGCACAAGAAGGAGAAGUCCGUGCUGCAGGGCAAGCUCACCAAGCUGGCUGUGCAAAUCGGGAAGGCGGGCUUGGUAAUGUCAGCCAUCACAGUGAUCAUCCUGGUGCUCUACUUCACUGUGGACACCUUCGUGGUCAACAAGAAGCCGUGGCUGCCUGAGUGCACACCCGUCUACGUGCAGUACUUUGUCAAGUUCUUCAUCAUUGGCGUGACAGUGCUGGUGGUCGCCGUGCCCGAGGGGCUCCCUCUGGCUGUCACCAUCUCGCUGGCCUACUCAGUGAAGAAAAUGAUGAAGGACAACAACCUGGUACGCCACCUGGACGCCUGUGAGACUAUGGGCAAUGCCACAGCCAUCUGCUCAGACAAGACAGGCACGCUGACCACCAAUCGCAUGACAGUGGUACAAGCCUAUGUCGGCGACGUCCACUAUAAGGAGAUCCCCGACCCCAGCUCCAUCAAUACCAAGACCAUGGAGCUGCUGGUCAAUGCCAUUGCCAUCAACAGCGCCUACACCACCAAGAUUCUGCCCCCGGAGAAGGAGGGUGCCCUGCCUCGGCAGGUGGGCAACAAGACGGAGUGUGGCCUGCUGGGCUUUGUGCUGGACCUGAAGCAGGACUAUGAGCCCGUGCGCAGCCAGAUGCCAGAGGAGAAGCUGUACAAAGUGUACACCUUCAACUCCGUGCGCAAGUCCAUGAGCACCGUCAUCAAGCUGCCCGACGAGAGCUUCCGCAUGUACAGCAAGGGGGCUUCUGAGAUCGUGCUCAAGAAGUGCUGCAAAAUCCUCAGCGGGGCGGGAGAGCCCCGUGUCUUCCGGCCCCGCGACCGGGACGAGAUGGUAAAGAAGGUGAUUGAGCCCAUGGCUUGCGACGGGCUCCGCACUAUCUGCGUGGCCUACCGCGACUUCCCCAGCAGCCCCGAGCCGGACUGGGACAACGAGAAUGACAUCCUCAAUGACCUCACCUGCAUCUGCGUGGUGGGCAUCGAGGACCCCGUGCGGCCAGAGGUCCCAGAAGCCAUCCGCAAGUGCCAGCGGGCAGGCAUCACGGUCCGCAUGGUCACUGGUGACAAUAUCAACACGGCUCGGGCCAUCGCCAUCAAGUGCGGCAUCAUCCAUCCUGGGGAGGACUUUCUAUGCCUCGAGGGCAAGGAGUUCAACAGGAGGAUCCGAAACGAGAAGGGGGAGAUUGAGCAGGAGCGAAUUGACAAGAUCUGGCCAAAGCUGCGAGUGCUGGCUCGCUCCUCCCCCACGGACAAGCAUACCCUGGUCAAAGGCAUUAUUGACAGCACACACACCGAGCAGCGGCAGGUGGUGGCCGUGACAGGGGACGGGACCAACGAUGGGCCUGCACUCAAGAAGGCCGACGUGGGCUUCGCCAUGGGCAUCGCAGGCACUGACGUGGCCAAGGAGGCCUCAGACAUUAUCCUCACCGACGACAAUUUCAGCAGCAUCGUUAAGGCAGUGAUGUGGGGCCGCAACGUCUACGACAGCAUCUCCAAGUUCUUGCAGUUCCAGCUCACAGUCAAUGUGGUGGCCGUGAUUGUGGCCUUCACGGGUGCCUGCAUCACACAGGACUCCCCUCUGAAGGCCGUGCAGAUGCUCUGGGUGAACCUCAUCAUGGACACAUUUGCCUCACUGGCACUGGCCACUGAGCCGCCCACAGAGACCCUGCUGUUGAGGAAGCCAUACGGCCGCAACAAGCCGCUCAUCUCCAGGACCAUGAUGAAGAACAUCCUGGGUCACGCUGUCUACCAGCUCGCCCUCAUCUUCACCCUGCUUUUUGUUGGUGAGAAGAUGUUCCAGAUUGACAGCGGAAGGAACGCGCCCCUGCACUCGCCGCCCUCAGAACACUACACCAUCAUCUUCAACACCUUCGUCAUGAUGCAGCUCUUCAACGAGAUCAACGCCCGCAAGAUCCACGGCGAGCGCAAUGUCUUUGACGGCAUCUUCCGGAACCCCAUCUUCUGCACCAUCGUGCUGGGCACCUUUGCCAUCCAGAUAGUGAUCGUGCAGUUUGGAGGGAAGCCAUUCAGUUGCUCUCCACUGCAGCUGGACCAGUGGAUGUGGUGCAUAUUCAUUGGGUUAGGAGAGCUCGUUUGGGGUCAGGUCAUCGCCACCAUCCCGACCAGCAGGCUCAAGUUCCUCAAGGAGGCAGGCAGGCUCACGCAGAAGGAGGAGAUCCCGGAGGAGGAGCUCAACGAGGACGUGGAGGAGAUCGACCACGCAGAGCGGGAGCUGCGGCGGGGCCAGAUCCUGUGGUUCCGAGGCCUGAAUCGGAUCCAGACGCAGAUCCGCGUCGUGAAGGCGUUCCGUAGCUCUCUCUAUGAAGGAUUAGAAAAGCCUGAGUCUCGAACCUCCAUCCAUAACUUCAUGGCUCAUCCUGAAUUCCGGAUCGAAGAUUCCCAGCCCCACAUCCCCCUCAUUGACGACACCGACCUGGAAGAAGAUGCCGCGCUCAAGCAGAACUCGAGCCCGCCAUCAUCGCUCAACAAGAACAACAGCGCCAUCGACAGUGGGAUCAACCUGACGACCGACACAAGCAAAUCAGCUACCUCUUCAAGUCCAGGGAGCCCCAUCCACAGCCUGGAGACGUCGCUUUAGCUGAGGACCCUGUCACCUGCCCGCCUGCCCUCGCGGACCCCGCUGCCACCCGCCUCCCGGGCACCCAUCCAUCCAGGCACCCAACUCACCCAAGCAGCAACGAGCAACAACCGGAAACCAAAUACUGGAGAGAAAACCAACGUUUCCACCAACAGACCCUUUCUCUGGCUGCGAUGCUGUUUGAACUCUUUUUCACUUCAAGGCAAGGGGCGGGAUCUCCCCUGGGGGCUUACGGGAGUGAGCGGUUUUCCCAAAAUAAGCCCUUCCUGGCUCCUACCGAGACAUGGACCAGCCAUGCACCCGCCCAGCCACCACGUCCCCCGCAUGAAUGUACUGUACACUUUCAAUCCUCCCCUUGUUUGGUUUUGGGGGGUUGGGGAGGGGUUUUUUUGUUUGUUUUCUUAGGCGGGAACUGCAAACAGACUCUUUUCUGAGACUAUUUAUCCAAUCCACUGGUCUGUGAGUUUUUGAAAUGCUUGCGCAGCAUGGUCUCAGUUGUAUAGAUUAAUUUAAUAACUUUUUGAAAUUGCAGAGCUUAACUCGCCUAGUAGAUUUGCACCAAUGGAACCGAAGAACUUCAUAGACACUCACAAGGUUAUAUCCAUUUCUUUGUAUCUAUAUCAACGUAUACUUCUCCAAGACCGUAUACGUCCAUAUAGAUAGGUAGAUAUAUAUAUAUAUAAAUAUAUAUAAAUAUAUACAUGGAUAUAUAAAGUUUCUUUGCCGGCAUGUUGCCUUGUUUCUGCUUAAAUUGCUCUAUUUUAACUUAUUUAUGUCCUAAAAGAAGAAUGUAAUUUGUUUACAAACCUGUAGAUAACGUCUUUGGCUAUUUGUACGGUUUAAGAACAUGGUGGCUGAGAUGCUGUAAAAACAGCUCGGCCCGACAGACACUUCCCCUGGGUUGCAUCCUUGAUGUUUUAUGAUAGCCAUGCUCUGAUUUUUGCCUGCUAUUUCCGUUCAAUACUGUCACUACCGUGAGAGGCUCAGGCAGAAACCAAAUGCCACCGAGUUGCCAUCCUGAGGGGUUUAACAACAUGCUCCGUAGACAAAGGGAGAGGAGGAGAGAAGGCUUCCUGGGUUUGCAACACUAACGGCCAUCUGGCCCAAGGAUACCAGGAUCUGCAAAGCACUGCUCGAAGACUUUUCUCUCAAUGAAACUCGCUUGCGUUUACUAAGAGCAUUUCAAACACAGGUUCUCUUUGGCACUGUCUGUACAGAGAUCGAGGUAGUGUUGAAAUAUUAUAAAUGGUAUUGUGUUGAUUUUUUUUUUAGUAACUUACAGGUUUAUUUCCUUAUUAAUGGCAGCGUCUGAGCUGUUGGCAUAUUGGAUGAGGAUCAGUAUGGCUUGCUGCUUUUAUUUUUAUUUUUGAAGAAUAGCCUUUUUCUCUGCACUAUUUAGAUCCGAAUGAACCUUAUGAUGUGUAUAUUGAGAUGUAUUCAGUGUGAUUUUAAACCAAAUUGUCUUCCUGUAGUCACAAUAUAUACUGUAGCCUUUUAACAGCAAGUCUUGCUUUCCCAAACAGAAAGCCAUUCUGAAACCCUACAGUAUCACAGGUGAGAAAAGGUGGUUAUUUUUCCCCAAGACAACAGCACUAGUAAUCCCACUUAAUAAGAGCUUAUUUAAUUGUAUGUCAGCCUCUUAACUGCUAAGCACUUUGUGGGUCUCAGCGUUUUUCAUAAAAGAACUUUUGUAUUUAAUACAAAGUUUGCUUUGAGACUUUUCAGCAUAUGAUCUUUUUCCAUAAACUUGUACAGUGCAAAAGACAUUUUGAAUACCAUGAUCAAUGAUGUCCCAUGCUUUGAGGAAAACCAAACACUUUCCGCCUCUCUUGCAAAAUCCAUUCUUCAUGCUGACCCUCCCCACAGUGGCUGCGUCAGUCCAGCCCCUUCCCUUCUCCAGGCCCAGAGAACUCUUCCACAAACAAGAUGAGAGCCACUUGGGAAAAGAGCCAUAGUCAGCUGGGAGGGCCUACAUCUGGAUGGCUGUGGAAAAACUUGAGGGUUUGGGGUUCAAAGUCAGCCCAUCCCACCUGGCAAAAUCCUCCUGGAAGGAGGACCUACUUUUCAAGAGCGCACCACCUGAAUGUCGUGAAGAAAUAUAUCUGAAUGUAUCCAGCAGAGGAAACUGCAGACCCAAAGGGGUGACCAGCCCUCAGAUGUGCUUAUUGGAGUCCAGUACAAAGGCCACCAAAGCCAGCCCGCUGCUCUCCUAUGAGGAAGAAAAGACCUGCGCGUGCAAAACAUGGGCAGCCUUGGAACAUGGUGUUUUUUGGAGUUUCCUUUCUCACGGUUUUCCAUCUCCCCCUUUCUUUGGUCAGUCAUGUGUUUGUGACCUCAUUCCAUGACAUCAGGAUAGCUGUGUUUGCACACCUUGCUCCAUGUUCAUUUGGAGCCAGGAGGGGUUCUCAGCGGAGCCUGCCUUGGGGAACAGGGAGCGAUAGAAAAAUGCCAGCAUUCGUGUUGGUCUUCUCUUGUCAGGAAUGACGGAUGCUUGCACACACGCACCCCUCACUCUCACACUUGCACACACAUACACACACACAGGAAAUGGUUGGUUUGUCAAAACUCACUAUAGUACAUAAAGCUUGCACUCUGCGUCCUAUAUCUAGCAGCAUGGGGUACGUUUGGCAGUUCACCCCAUUAGGGGGUAAAUAAUUUACGACCAUCUGUUUUUAUGAAUUUUUUUAUCUAGACAAUAAUUGUAAAUAAAGAACUCACCAUCUCUGUUCAUUUAA
Messenger RNA from Callithrix jacchus (white-tufted-ear marmoset), 7064 nucleotides. It is a transcript of the gene ATP2B2, whose product is annotated as ATPase plasma membrane Ca2+ transporting 2. Gene Ontology annotation, biological process: regulation of cytosolic calcium ion concentration; calcium ion transmembrane transport. The record is from RefSeq and is a predicted model, not a curated record. Gene Ontology annotation, molecular function: PDZ domain binding; ATP hydrolysis activity; P-type calcium transporter activity. Lineage: Eukaryota; Metazoa; Chordata; Mammalia; Primates; Cebidae. Gene Ontology annotation, cellular component: plasma membrane; intracellular membrane-bounded organelle; postsynaptic density membrane.